AUGAAGAACUCCGCACUUACUUACCGCGUCUCGUUGACACAAACCACCGACGAAGACACGGCAUUGUUGUACCACAGCAGAGCCACCAGUAAGCUAGCUGUUUGAUCUACCGUUUGUUCUAGUGCCUGAAUCUGUACACGAGGCCAGUGAGACCAACCACGUCCUGACAACUACUGCUACCGCUACUUCGGUCAGUCACUCGUCCACUGUGCCGCGCCAGGCAGAACCCUCGGCCUCCACUUCCCAGGUGCAGAGAGAUAACGAGCAGGCCUCGGACAGCGCCCCACAAGCCACUGCAAGCACUUCUGCCGGUGUGCCCCAAAGCUCGUCUCUGAACGAGGUCGUUCAAUUUGUAAAUGCCAGCAUUGAGGAUCUGCCUUCCUUCUUCGGACUGGUAUGUUUUCAGUCAGUUUUUUGCGCCUCAUGGAUUUUACUUUUUCGCAUUGAUGUAGAAGUGUUUUGCUGUGAUUUCUGUCUCCCAACGCUAACCUGUCCGACUUUGUAUGCUUGGUUCAGGAUUUCAGCGACGCAAAGUAAGCCUCACCUCAAUAAAUGCAACAGUUUAUUUGAUAUUGGUCGGUAGUUACCCUGGUCUGAAUUCUUUAGCCCAUUUGUUGGGUUGUUAGGCCUCUAACUUUUAGAUAGUAUACUCGGAUCCACAACUGUCAAGAGCGUGGUCCGCGAAGAUGCGUUACGUGUUAAGGAGUAUCAAUGCAUCAGAAGCACGUUUCUUCUACGUCUUUUUUCCACGGUUUGAAGUCACAUCAAAACCUUUCUCGUACUCUAUGUGUUUCGCCUACCUUGCAGACAUCGGCGCAGGACCAUUUUCGUGUUUCUUAGAGUCGAUUUUAACUGGUAUCCGAUACUGUCUUCCUACCUAACCGGCGUCCAACGUGACUGCCCAUCGGUCCGAUCAUGUUUUCUUCAGAUCAGUUACUGGCUCCGUCAUCCACAUCUUUGUUUCCUACCUUAGCCAUUCGUUGUAUGGUCGCCUAUUGCCGUCUUUCGCUAUCAAAUUGCAGAAUUUUUUCCUUCUGGAAUGGAGAGGGGUUGUCUGCCCUCUACCAUUCUUGAUUAAAGACAGGCUGCUUCUGGUUCUCAACUUCCAGGGCUAAUGUGUCUAAUUUGCGUCAGGAUUUUGCUGGUUCGAAAUAAGUCUUGCCGUUUACUUCUCGGCGAUUUUUAGUUACCUUGACAUUUAUCCGGUGGCUCGUUUGUCAGACUCCUAGGCAUCAGUACUUUGCGCUAAGAUAGUAUGCCCAGAUCCACAGCUGCCGGGAGCGUAUUCAUGAGUGCAAAUGCACCAGAAGCACGAGUUUUCUGUGCUUGUGUUUCAUUAUCGCUGAUUAUGACUUCAGAAUCUGUUGUUUCACCGUCCUCAAAGCUGUAUACGCAGACUGGUCUGUGUGGUUUCUCAGAGUAGAUUAACACUGAUGUCUGGUUGUGACUACCUAGCUAACUGAACUUCAAAACGUCUGAUCGAUAGACCAUCACUCUGGUUAUAUUUUGUCCCAAUCAAUAUCGUUUUCGCCAUCUCCGUUUUCUAACCGGACUGCCUGUCUCUGUCUUCUGCUACCUUCGAUGCGACAGUGUUGAGAGAAUCCUGAACUUUACUGAUCAGAACCGAGCGUUUGUCACCAGCACAUGUUUUCAGUAUCGCCGCAAGCAUCUGCUGACCUAGUAUUCCAGUGACGACCAUACAGCCAGUCCGAUCGACUACAUUCUACUCAAUUCUUGAUUCCGCAACUGGGUUAACGAUAGCAGAUUGAUGUGCGAUGCCGAAAUUGAUGGUGCCCAUGUGUCGGACCAUGUUCUCGUUCGUACACGCUUAAAAGCUCACCUCUCAUCCGCACCCAAGAUGACGCACGCAAGACGCUGUGAUGUCGCAAAACUUAGGCAGCCCAGUAUUGCUUAGGCCCGAGUCCACGGAGAAGGCAGUAGUCAAUGAUCAUCAUUGAAGUUAUCAGUAUGUGGGACAGUUGAGAAAAGCAUUGGAUGCACCCAACUGCGUUGCAAUGACUCGAUCAACGGAGGAACUUUGCAGUUGUCUGCUCAGACAGCCCGAGUCAGGUCUCACAACGUUUAUUUCUUCCGCCAACUUCGGAAAAAUGUCGACAAAGUCCGCCAGGGAUGCCCAAAUCAUAUACUGUUUGCGUCAUCCUUCUUUUCUACCUAGGCUAUUCAUUAUUGGGUUGCCUAUUCCUGUCUUUUGUUAUCAGGUUUGUGGGAUUUUUUGACCUGGGGAGCUAAUCAGAUUCAUGCGUUCUGGUGUUAGCAAAUGUCUGGUCGACCUCGUCUUUAGCCUUCUCUCCUGUCCAUACUGAUUGAUAAUAAGGGGAUCCGGUUAAAGGUGGCUUAUCCGUUCUCUACCAACCUUGAUUUAUAGAUGUUUUGGCAUAUUUUGAAUAAUUCAUAUUACCCCAACAUUGAAAAACUCGGCGCCUCAGUGGGAUUCGAACCCAAGCAGAAGGCGGAAAGCUUUGGUACAGCCAACGCUCUAACCACUUGAGCUACGAGGCCCCGCCAGACGACAUAAGUCUGGUAGUCACCUGGUGGAUUAUAGAUGAAUUACUUAGGAAAUCCUGCCUGGGCAGUCAACUUACCGUAUCAAAUUUGGUGGAUUCCAGACGUUGCAGUAGGUUGGACGGGUAACUUGACCCAAAUGUGAUUAAACUCGCGUCGUCCGGCAGGGCCUCGUAGCUCAAGUGGUUAGGGCGUUGGCUGUACCAAAACCUUCCCCUUACUGAUUGGGUUCGAAUCCCACUGAGACGCCGAGGUUUUCACAGUUGGAGUAAUAUGAACCUUGAUUUAAGUAGCAAAACGAUCGCACUGGUCUGGACUCCAGAGCAGCUCUAGUUAACUGGAUUUACAUCUGCCCUGGGGAACAGAUACGUGAACCUCGUAGCAGAAUAUAAACUCUUCAUUGUAUAUUUUGGCGGUUGAAUCUGCACCUAGGGAUUUGACUAUGCAUUGCAGCACGGCGUCUGCCAGUGCUGCCCUGAUUACUCAAGCCGGAUGCAGUUAGACAAAAAAGCCUAUUUGCAAGAUGGCCCUGACGGAUGAGGUGAAGAAGAAAUGACGCUCAGCUAUUUUUCCCUAGCCCUGCUUGCUGGGCAGACUUUAAAUGUAAUCAGUUGCUUUAAACAGUGUCCACUGGGACGUUAUAGGCCUGCAAGUCGGUCAUGCGUAUGUGUACCCACCUGCUGAACUAUGACACAAGGCCGCCUUUGAUAAGGUAAUGGUACUUAUAGGGCUCUUUUAGAUGAAACACGGUGUACACAUGUCCCUGCCCUACCAUGGUGCCUAGUUUGUUUUCUGUGAGUACGUCGGUACUUCACGUUUUUGACAAAUGUCCUCGACUUGUCUAAACAGGCCGAUACUUUUCGCUUCUGAAUAUUGCCAUUUCACCAGUGUCGAUAUCAACCAUUUCGCCUGAACAGCAGCUUAUGCUGUCGAACGGGACUGGUUGCACCCCGUAAAAUACCAAGCUGAUAUCAUUAUCUCACUAGUGGGUGCAUUGCCAAGUUUCUUCCCAUUGGUGGCGCAUAAAAACACAACUCACGCGUCUUCUUCCUUACUUUACCUUUAUCCUACUUUGCUUCCCUUCCGUUUUCCCGUGCAGAACUCCGAUGAUCGUUUGCCGGAACGCGUCUUCGCGGUUGAACCCAUCCUGUGGUGCGCCCACCUCCAGUCCGUAACAUCGGCUUCUGCUUGGCGUCCAGAGAUCACUAGCCCGUGCACUCGAUGUGAUAAUCGUGGUGAAAAUUGGGUGUGUUUGACCUGCUAUGAGGUGUGUUCACUUUCCUCUUAGACGAUUUAUUUUCGCUAGUUACUGUCUUGCGUAACCGGUCAGUGUCGUCGCUUGUCAUACAAAAUGAACCUCCAACUUCGUGUAUGUAAAACUAUUUGCUCCUCCACUGUGAAAGUCUACGUCUAGAGAGAUUUAAAAAACCAGGCUAGGCCCGUUGAUUAUAUUUCUAGUCACUCUCCCUCUUGUAAAGCCAAUAACACAGUCAGCGACCGAUCCCGUGAAAUGCUAACUUAAAUUCUUAAAAGCGUUUUCGAUUUGGAGGGAUUACUUAAGUUGGAUUGUAGUACUGAUUAUUCUGCUGUAUAAUCUCAUGACAUUUCAGAGACGCUAGGAUUUUGGCUUUUGAAUGCACUUCUUUUCGGCCGCCUGCAAAAACGGCAUUCGACAAAAAUGACUGCUUAGGCAGCUUGCAUCUUUUUUAUUGAUUUCCGAUGUCCUUAUAAAUUCAAGUAUAUUUAAUGGGAAACAUGCGCAAAAAUAUUUUGUUCUUAUACUUACUCGGUAGAAAGUCACGUUUUCUUUGAAUUUUAUGCUAAAAGGUGUGAUACCCUCGGAUCUUAAGAUAUAUCCAACUCCCGAAUAAUUUGGACCCCAAUAUGCCGUUACGUUUGCGUUUGGGGUUUUCAGUUUGCAAGCUGUACAAUUUCCGUGUAAGGAAACUCGUAUAUUCCGCUAUACCAUCUAGGAAAUAUGAUAUAGGGCUCAUAGAAUGGUGUAAUGGAUACAGACUGAGUUAUAUACUUCUCGAGGAACAUAAAUAAACGCACUGCCGCGAUGCUUUUUGGAUGGACAUUUCGCAGUCUUAAAAAAUCCCAUAAUUGGGAACUUUUUAAAGCCUCAGUAUACCCUUUGUGUGAGUAUAAAAUGUGAAGAGAAAGUGAUUUUUUCCCGAGCGAGUAUGACAAAGAAUAUUGUUAUGCAUAUUUUCUAUGAAACAUAUUUGAAUUUAUAAGGACAUUAGAAAUCGGUAACAAAGUGCAUGCUACCUAAUUUGUCACAUUUUACCGAGUGUGGUUUUUGCAGGCGACCGAAAGGAAGUGUACAGCGCGAUGUUGGUUCCAGUUUCAUUAAACAACGGUCUAGAUUACAGUUGACCCCCUUUAUGUCGAUACAAGCGAACAUUUCUAAAGACCUCUAAGACAUUACUACGAUAAGGGACAAAUUGUUCUUAAGGGGUGGCAAUAACUGUAUUUUGCCAGGAGUCCUUUCGUGGAUCAUUUUAACCUCUUUGGCGCAGUUGUUGCUGUCUGGUAGGAAAUCACUCCUGCUCGUAACGCUAGACUAACUGUAUUUACUGUUAUUCAAGGACAAAACCGCUCUUUCCGGUGUCUAGUCUCUGUAGGCUAACUUACGGUUUUUUGUUCAGUUCCUGUGAUCAUUUCAACAGGAUUAUGCAGUCUUUUGUAUUCAAGCUCGAGUUUAACUGUUCCAACGCUGUUUCAUAGUUAUUCCUAAAACUCGUGCUUUGACGAGCGUCGGCUGGUAUGAUGCCGACGGGCUCAUGGGGGAUGCGGCUGCGUAUUGGCCUUCUGAGGAUGUAAAUGAAAUCCGAUUGCUGUGAACCUCACUGCGGUUUACUCACUUGUCUGAGCGCUGAACCUUACAUUUGACAUCUAACAGUUCUAGCUGACUCCACUUCAACUGUGCACUUCCCCCUACUUAAUUGUAUUAAGUAGACGGGUACGUUUACGUAUUAGUGACGCGUUUGGUGAUAAUACAGAGCGGGGCAGGAUACACAGCACGUCACCGGUUUCCCUUUUAUUAAACAACGGUUGAGAUUACAGUUGGCCUUACAUAACCCCCGCUUAUGUCCGUACAAGCGAACCUCCCUAAAGAUCUCUAGUAGGAUAAAGGACAUAUUGACUUAUGGGUUGGUUAUAACUGUAUUCUGCUUUGUUCAAAUUAAGGCGUCGCACUACAGCUUUUACCUCUCGCCCUUUUGAAGGUCUACUGCGGCCGAUAUGCAAGAGGUCAUAUGUUGGAGCAUUUUUCUGCUACUCGUCAUCCAAUUGUUCUGAGCUUCGCUGACUUGUCAGCCUGGUGCUACAUCUGCAACAGUUAUGUGCACAAUGAGGUAUGUCUUUUUUCAAUAUCUUAUUUCACCUCCCCUCCCAUCCCAUCCCCAUUUUGGUCAUCAAUAGCCGUGCAGUAAGACAAAUACUUUAGAUCCUGACCGAAACUGCUUUCACUUAUAGUCAGUAUUAUCGCCCCUUCCAACUGAUAUGACUGGCUCUCGACUUUCUGUUGUCAUGCCAAACGGCAGUAUUGGCCGCCAUCUUCUCAUGUCUGGUGUUCAGCUAAUGAGAGUUGCCAAGGCCUUGUCCAAGUAAAGUUCGCCGACCUAGUCUGAUUACCGGAGGGAACACAAGGUGCCGUUUUAUCCGUGACAAACUUCGCUCCUAUUUGGACCUCAGAUAUUUUUGCUCUCACUGACGACGGCGAAUCAGCCAAAUUGGUCAUCCCACCCCCUUUUGCCAUUUUGCGCACCCAUUUUAAUUAUCGCCUUUUUCAAUUGCAGGUCCUACUGGAAGCAAAAAGAGCGGCGCACCUGGCCAAAUUUGGGGAAAGAAUGCCAACUUAG
This is a messenger RNA of Spirometra erinaceieuropaei, 6392 nucleotides long. The record is from the annotation of a GenBank genome assembly. Lineage: Eukaryota; Metazoa; Platyhelminthes; Cestoda; Diphyllobothriidea; Diphyllobothriidae.